Corylus avellana is the source of this 2149-nucleotide messenger RNA. The record is from RefSeq and is a predicted model, not a curated record. NCBI's taxonomy places the organism in Eukaryota, Viridiplantae, Streptophyta, Magnoliopsida, Fagales, Betulaceae.
AAUGAAGCACUACUCAACUGUUAUUUAUCUCAUUAAAGAAAUGGAACUGUCAACAUUUGCUCCUGAUGCUUGUACUCUAAAGUUUCUGACUAAUUGCUUUUGUCAUUUGAACCGGGUGUAUUUUGGCUUCUUUAUCUUAGCAAGAAGUGUGAAACUUGGUUUUCAAGUGGACUGUAUAAUUCUAAACACUCUUGUCAAGGGGCUCUGUCGUCGGGGUAAAAUUUCUGAAGCUGCAAAAUUAGUUAAUAUAAUGGAAAAGAUGGACUACAAACCUGAUGCAGUUACCUAUGGAACGAUAAUGAACGGAUUGUGUAGAGUAGGUAAUACGAGAAUGGCUAUUGGGUUGCUUAGAAAGAUGAAAGAAGGAAAUCUUGAACUUAAUGUAGUGAUUGUUGCUGGUGGAAAUCUUUUCAAGAGACGUACAAGUCAAGGAUCUAGCAUCGAGCUGGUUCUCUGUAUUCAAGUUGUACUCUUGGCGUUGUUGGAUGUUGGUGGUUGUGUUGUUCGGUUUGUUGAACGCUGCUCAGCUGCGGGAUUUUACAAGUUGGAUACUGUUGGUUUUUUGGUUGAUGAUGCUGCUAGUUUUUUAGUUUCAAAUUAUGUAUUUUUGUACCAUUCUACCUCUGCUAAAUCUACCAAUAGUAGUAGAGAUAUUGUGGAAAGCCCCAAUCAGUUCUUGAAAUCUGUGAGGGAUCGAAGCAGAUCUCGUAGCUUUAGGAAUCUUGAUGAUUCCUUAGGUGUGUUUGAUAGAAUGCUUCGCAUGCACCCUUUGCCUUCCCUCAUGGAUUUUAAUCAAUUGCUGGGUGCAAUCGCCAGAAUGAAGCAUCACUCAACUGUUAUUACUUUGAUUAAAGAAAUGGAACAGUCAGGAAUUGCUCCCGAUGCUUGUACUCUAAGGGUUCUGACUAAUUGCUUCUGUCAUUUGAAGCGGGUGGAUUUCGGCUUCUCUAUCUUAGCAAGAAUUUUGAAAUUUGGUUUUCAACCGGAUUGUAUAAUUCUAACAACUCUUGUCAAUGGGCUGUGUCUUCAAGGUAAAAUUGUUGAAGCUGUGAAGUUGGUUAACAAAAUGGAGAAAAUAGGCUAUAAACCUAAUACAAUUACCUACGGAACGAUAAUGAAUUGUUUGUGUAAAAUAGGUAAGACUAGUGAAGCUAUUGGGUUGUUUAGAAAGAUGAAAGAAAGAAAUUUUGAUCUUAAUGUAGUGUUGUAUAGUACAAUCAUUGAUAGUUUGUGUAAGGACAGAUUGGUAAUUGAGGCUUUAACUUUUUUCUCUGAAAUGACAAGUAAAGGAAUUCAGCCAGACGUUUUCACUUACAAUUCUUUAAUUCAGGGCCUAUGCAAUUUCGGCCGGUGGAAGGAAACAACUAAACUAUUGAAUGAGAUGGUAGAUAGGAAAAUCAUGCUUGAUUUGCAUACAUUCAGCAUAUUGGUGGACACACUUAGCAAAGAGGGAAAGUUGACAGAGGCAGAAGAAGUUUUUAAUGUGAUGAUUCAGAGGGGCGUAGAGCCUGAUACAAUCACUUACAGUUCUUUGAUUGACGCUUAUUGCUUGCAAAAUAAAAUGGAUGCAGCUGUCAAAGUAUUUAAUACGAUGAUUCGAAAGGGUUGUUCGCCUUCUAUUGUUAGCUAUAGCAUAUUGAUCCACGAAUAUUGUAAAAAUAGAAGAAUUGAUGAGGCAAUGAUUCUCUUCCGUGAAAUGACUAUCAAUGGCAUGAUUCCCGAUUCUGUCACUUACAACACUCUUAUUGGCGGGUUUUGCCGAGUUGGGAGACCUAAGAUUGCACUAGAGCUAUUCCACGAGAUGCAAGGUUGUGGCCAACAUCCCAAUGUCCAAACUUAUGCUAUUUUGUUAGAUAGCCUAUUUAAGAAUCUACACUUUCCAGAGGCAAUGGCAUUGUUUCAAGCAAUGGAAGACAAAAAGUUAGACCUUAAUAUUGUGAUUUACAGCAUCUUGAUUGAUGGUAUAUGCAAUGCUGGGAAACUUACAACUGCAAGAGAACUCUUUAAUACUCUUCCUACCAAAGGCUUUCAAGCUAAUGUUCAGACUUAUACUAUAACGAGCUUGUACCCCGUGCAAUGCACGGGUAACAAUCCAAAUGAGGAUGAAGGUGAGUCUGAGGAUGAGAAUACACAAGAGCUCCUUCGGUGA